GGCAAUUCCAUGAACUAGGCACCAGCCGACUUCAGAUCCAGAGCGUUCUGAUGCAGAUCAUCAUAGGAAUUGGCGGGUGCCGACAGGGUAGACCCAUAAGCGAGAGCUCGACCUUAACGCAGGCAGAAGAUAAAUAGCUGCACCAGUCCUCACCCACCAGCUCUCUCCAAAGAAGCAACAGUCUCUCAAAACACUAAGCAGAGUUCUGAAAACAUGGUCUCAUCAACCAGAUACCUCCUCACCCUCCCUCUCCUCCUGGGACCGGCGCUGUCGACCCAGGUCUGCCCGCGCCUCCCAGGCAUCCAAACCUUCCCAACCACCGCGCAAGCCGGCCCAGCCAACGGCCGCUUCACCUCCUGCGAUAACGCCUUCGACAGCCCCAAAGUCCAAACCGUAAACGCCACCACCUACGACUGGUGGUACUUCGACGCGAUCGGCAGCGACGGGGUCUCCUCGCUGGCCGUGGUCUUCUUUCUCGAGGCGAACCGGUCCGGCUUCAGCGUGACGGAGAACUUCACCAACGUGGACUUCGUGCAGAUCUCCGGCACCUUCGCCAACGGGACCACCUUCGCCGAUUUCCUGUUCGCCGACGAAGCGGCCCUCGUGGCUACCAUGGGCGACGGGUCGAGCGGACGCUGGCCCGGCACGGGGGCCUCCUGGGCCGGCAGCCCGGACUUGUCUGAUUACUUCGUCACACUGGAGGCGAGCCACCUGGGCUUCGAGGGAACGUUCUCCAUGCACUCAGUGGCGCCCCCGCACUACCCCUGCAGCCCUAAGCGCGCCAACCAGCCCCUAGAGGUUCUCCCGGGAGUAGGCUGGGCCAACUCCGUCCCCGACGCCGACGUGACGGUCAACAUGACGGUGCAGGGCUCGCCGUUGAGCUUCAUCGGAACUGGAUAUCACGAUAAGAACUGGGGCGUCACCCCCUUCACCACGGCAGUCGGAAGCUGGUACUGGGGUCACGCGCGCAUGGGCCCGUACUCCCUGGUCUGGCUGGACGCGCUGGACCCGAACCAGACCGAGUACGCGAGCGGCUACGUGGCCUACCAGGGCCAGAUCGUGCACGCCGCGUGCGGCGCGAUGAAGGUGCGUCCGACGGGAGCGAACGUGAGCUUCCCGCCGCAGGGGGACGAUGCGCUGCCCCAGGGGUUCCGGAUCGAGGUCGAUCUCGGGGAGGAGCGCGGUGGCGUGCUGGAGGCGGAGCUCGCGGCGAAUCUGGCCACGUUGGCCAAGCCGGGGUAUGGACGGUGGAUCGGGACCGUGAAUGGGUCGGUUGGUGGGGUGCAGUUUGAGGGGGUGUCGGGGUAUGAGAUGUUUAAUUUCUUCUAGGGAGGUUUGGUGGAUGCUUGGUGUGGAAAGGGUGUGGUUGGACUGCGUGGUUUAGGAAGCUGUGUGGUAGUUGGGGGGCGGGGGGUGGUGUUUGAGAGGUUGAGUGAUAAGGUAUGGCUGAGAUGGGAAUGAUAGAGAAUAGUCUGUGGUAGUGUACAUUAUCUAGAAAUUUAGGAAGAGACUGUAAC
Aspergillus fijiensis CBS 313.89 is the source of this 1517-nucleotide messenger RNA. RefSeq lists its product as uncharacterized. The record is from RefSeq and is a predicted model, not a curated record. NCBI's taxonomy places the organism in Eukaryota, Fungi, Ascomycota, Eurotiomycetes, Eurotiales, Aspergillaceae. Bases 214 to 1329 code for a protein of 371 amino acids. The transcript is spliced from 3 exons.